UUUUGCUCCAUCACAAAACAUUAGAAAAAAAUAAACAACACUUAAGAAAAAAAGUUUAUAAGAAAAAGGAGAGAGACAAUGAAUAAUUCUGCUACAACGAAUGAAGAAGGAGCUAUGAAAAAAGAGGGAGAUUAUCACACAGUAAAAGUAAGCGAUCUCUUCUCUUGGCCAGGCACGACGAACCAUGAAGAAAUCCUCAGGCGUGAUGAAGAGCGUGUGAAACACUUGCAGUCCAUGUUUGCCGAAGAACAAACCAGGUUGAGGGAGUCCAAGGAUGUGACGGAUGUGGCUGUUAAAAAGUGAUUCAACUUUGCAUUGA
Molecule: messenger RNA, 319 nt
Organism: Thlaspi arvense
Lineage: Eukaryota; Viridiplantae; Streptophyta; Magnoliopsida; Brassicales; Brassicaceae
Source: the annotation of a GenBank genome assembly